AUGACUUCCUUGGUAAAUUCCCUGGAGGUCGAGAUCAAGGAGAAGAACCCUGAACUGGUCAAUGAUAACACCAUCAUUCUCUGGCUUCUAUCAAACGUCCUGGCGGGCAGUGACUCGACAGCAUUUAGCAUUUACCAUGUGCGCAGCCAUCUAAUAUAA
Penicillium oxalicum is the source of this 159-nucleotide messenger RNA. RefSeq lists its product as uncharacterized. Bases 1 to 159 code for a protein of 52 amino acids. The transcript has a single exon. The record is from RefSeq and is a predicted model, not a curated record. NCBI's taxonomy places the organism in Eukaryota, Fungi, Ascomycota, Eurotiomycetes, Eurotiales, Aspergillaceae.